Molecule: messenger RNA, 8071 nt
Organism: Achroia grisella
Lineage: Eukaryota; Metazoa; Arthropoda; Insecta; Lepidoptera; Pyralidae
Gene: Not1
Product: CCR4-NOT transcription complex subunit 1-like
Exons: 15
Coding region: 244-7353 (2369 amino acids)
Biological process (GO): nuclear-transcribed mRNA catabolic process, deadenylation-dependent decay
Cellular component (GO): P-body; CCR4-NOT core complex
Molecular function (GO): molecular adaptor activity
Source: RefSeq, a predicted model, not a curated record
GAACAUGUAAUAGCCCACUUCGUCGUAUUCAUCGGUUCGUCGCGAUUUGGUUAUACAAAUUGUAGUGUUCUAAAAUUACAUUGGUUUUAAUGAAGUGAACAAUAUUAUUGGUGAUGUUGACCUUAGGCUUAUUGUUAUUUCGUAAACAAACUGUAAAAGAACACACCUUUACUGUAGUAAUCCGUCAAAAAUCGAGAAAGCUUCAAACGUGUUUGAAGCUUUCGUAUUCGCAUUAAUGGAACUAUGAACCUGGACCCUUUAACGUUGAGCUUAUCGCAAAUCAAUUAUCUUGUUGUUAAUUUAAAUAAGAAAAACUUCAAACAAACGAGUCAGGAGUUGUCACAGCUUGUCAGUCUUUAUGGGCUGGAAGCAGAAAACCAUCUUCUGAGGUGCUUGCUUACUGAAGCGGUGAAGGCAUCUUGGGAUAGUGAUCGGCCCAGCUCAAGUAUCACCUCGAACCUCCACGCGUCGCUUCUGUCGCAGCAUUUGGCGGCACUGCUCAACCACCCAGCAAAAUCUACAGUACUGUGUCGCGCAGUCGACAAUCCUUCUCGGGCUCUACAAAAGAUAUUAAAACCGACAAACACUUUACUUAAUCGGUUGUCAAGAUUACUGAGAUUAACUACUGCAGAAGAUGUGGCUUUCUCGUUGAUAUUGAGAAGACAUUCUUCAAAGCCAGAAAUAGUAUCAUUGGCAAAACAGCACUUGAAAAAGAGAUUUCUAGAUCUCGUGCAGUGCUACCUCGACGCGGAACGUGGGCAUCAAGUGGAGCGUGCAGGUCUUCAGGAAUGCAGCCCUGAAGUAUUGCAAACUCUACUUACUAAUCUUGCUCAACAAACACUAGCGACUGUGACUAAAGAAUUAUUCUUAUUACGGUUACGUGUAGACUUUCGCCGCGAAGUAGUUCCAAUCGUAUUAGCUCCAUUACUGUAUCCGGAUGAUACCCAGUCUCCUUUGGAGGAAAUGACCACAGCUGAUGACAUGACAGCAGCAAUGAUGGAUAACUCACUAGCGGAGGUCAUCAGGGAUAUUGGCUAUUCAUUCACUUCCUCAGUGGAAGACUGCAAGAACAACAUGCUGAAUUUUGGAGCACGUGAGCCAACGGCUAUGGACGUUGCCAGAAUGAUAUCUUUAAUGAUUAGAUACCACACCACAAUCCAAGAUGGCCCACAAAUACAGACACCGGGCAAUUAUUGGAUGACCCAUGAUACUAAAAAAGAGACCUUGUGUCUCAAUCAUGGGGAGACAUGGAAUCCUGAUGUAUUCGUGCAAACUCUCAAGGAGCUCGCCUCUAACUUGAAUUGGAAGGAAGUAAUACUACAACUAGAUAAUCCUGAAUUUCUAGUUCCUGACAGACAAGGACUGGGUUUAUUGUUCUCUAUUUUACGUCUAGGCCUACAGAGCGCAGGAUAUCCUUCAAAUAUAUUUCCUGUAGACUACCUCUGUCGUCGUUGGGUCAACUUAGAGGGACAAAUGAGUCUAAUCAGCGCUAUCAUUAAACAUCCAGAUAUUUUCUGUUUUGCUGAUCAUCCUUUUCAUCCGGUACAAAUUGACCUUCUCAAGUCUCCACCCGAAACGGACAAUAAGGAAAUAGCUACUUGGCGAUGCCUUUGUUUGGUAGAACUUCUUAUAUUCACUGCUGAGCGUGGAUAUUAUAUACAAGUCCAUGAUUUACUCAAGUUUCCAUUACAACACUGUCCUGAUAUUUUACUUCUUGCUUUACUGCAAAUACCACCACCUAUAACUGCUUUUAGGCAAGAGCUCAUGACAAUGCUCAUACCAGUCUUCUUAGGCAAUCAUCCUAAUUCUGGAACUAUAUUACAUCAUGCUUGGCAUACACAAAAUCCCAAUAUAAAGCCCAUCAUUAUGCAUUCUAUGGCAGAUUGGUACAUACGUGGCGAAUGUGAUCAGUCAAAAUUAUCCAGAAUAUUAGAUGUUGCUCAAGAUCUGAAGGCACUGUCAUUAUUAUUAAAUGUACAGUCUUUUCCAUUCGUUAUCGACCUUGCUUGUUUAGCAUCACGACGUGAGUACCUUAAACUUGAUAAGUGGUUGACGGACAAGAUCAGAGACCAUGGCGAGAUAUUCGUGUCAGCGAUGGUUAAAUUUCUACAGAGAAGAUGCCCUCAAAUGCUCAUGAAACCAGAAGAUCAAUUACCUAAAGCAGCGCAGCUUCCCAACGAGACUAUAACCACUAUGUUAACUUGCUUACAGUUGUGUGUACCAAACGUGCAACCGGAAUUACAGGAAGCUAUAUACAACGUCAUCGGUAACUGCCAGCCACUAUUAAUUAACAAAAGACAAAGCAUCGGUAUAGCUCGUCCACACACGAGAAUCAUUGAAGCACCAUUUAAUCCAGCCAUAGGCUUAGGAGGGCCGUUGUUUACUCCGCAUGUUGAAACUAUUGCUAGUUUGACGACAAAUGUAGCUAACAUGACUUUGGGAGCUCCGGCAAAUACUGCUUUUGCUAUGCCUGGAACUCUUGGUCCGUUAGUUGCAGCACCAGGCUCACCUUCUCGAUUGAUGGGGGCAGCGCCUAAUAGUCCUUUUGCGAUGAUGCCAAUCCCGCAUAAUGCAAAUGUUGCCAAUAUGGGUGCUCUGGCUAGAAUGGCUCCUAUGCCACCGAUGGAAAAACCACGUAUUCCGGAACCUAUACAUUUUCCUGAAAUGAUGCACAAUGUCACCAAGGAAAUAGAAGAUGAAGCAAAUGGUUAUUUUCAAAGAAUAUACAAUCACCCACCGCAUCCUACUUUAUCUAUAGACGAGGUAUUGGAUAUGUUGAAGAAAUUUCAAGAUUCUCCAAAUAAAAGAGAACAGGAUGUGUUCUCCUGUAUGCUACGUAAUCUUUUUGAAGAAUACAAGUUUUUCCCUCAGUAUCCGGAUAAGGAAUUACAUAUAACCGCCCAACUAUUCGGCGGUAUCAUCGAAAAAGGACUUGUUCCAAGUUACGUAUCGUUGGGUUUAGCUUUACGAUUCGUGCUUGAUGCGCUACGGAAGCCGGAGGGCUCUAAAAUGUAUUACUUCGGUAUAGCUGCUCUAGAUCGAUUUAAAUCGCGUCUUAAAGAUUACCACAAAUACUGUGAGCAUGUAAGAGCUAUUCCACAUUUUAGUGAAUUCCCUCCACAUCUGAUCGAGUACACUGAAUAUGGUCUGCAGAGUCAAGAACCGCCCACUAAACCUCAAGGCCCCGUUUUACCGCCCGGUUCAGCAAUGCUGAAUCAAGUUCCUGUUGUUGUUUCGGCGCCCUACAGGGCUGUUGUAUGCGCACAUUCGGCAAUGUCAGCCAUACCGAAAAUCUCGAGCUGUGGCAUUGGAGGCUUGGGAAGUCGACCCUCCAUUGCGAACGCAACCAACAUCGAUACGCUUCUUACUGCAACCGACAGGGAGGAGAAAAUUAAUUCUCCCCCAGAGGCUGUACAAGAUAAAACGGCCUUCAUUUUCAAUAACCUCAGUCAAUUGAACCUCCAGACAAAAUGUGAAGAGCUCAAGGAAAUAAUCACUGACGAAUAUUAUCCAUGGCUAUCUCAAUAUCUGGUCAUGAAGCGUGCGUCUAUCGAAUUAAAUUUCCACGUACUAUAUUCCAAUUUCCUUGAUGUUCUUAAAAUUCGUGACAUCAAUAAAAUGGUCACCAAAGAGACUUAUCGUAACAUCAGAGUUCUCUUACGCUCGGACAAAGGAAUUGCAAACUUUUCUGACCGUUCACUACUGAAAAAUCUUGGUCACUGGCUUGGCAUGCUGACCUUAGCUCGUAAUCAACCCAUUUUACAUAUUGAUUUAGAUCUCAAAGCAUUAUUACUUGAAGCAUAUCACAAAGGCCAACAAGAACUGCUGUAUGUGGUACCAUUUGUCGCGAAAAUCUUAGAGUCUUGCGCUAAAAGCGUCGUGUUCAGACCACCAAAUCCUUGGACAAUGUCGCUAAUGAACGUUCUCGCAGAACUUCAUACAGAGCAAGAUUUGAAAUUGAACUUGAAGUUUGAAAUAGAAGUCCUCUGCAAAAACCUUGGACUAGACAUUACAGACCUUAAACCGACUUUAUACUUGAAAGAUCCUGAGAAACUUCGCUUAAUAGAGUUCCAACUUUCACAGCCCAAACCAAAUAAAGAGGCGCCGAAUGUCAUGCCGGUGCCUCAGACGGUAUUGGUUCCACCACAAUUACAAAUGAUGACACAACCACCUAUGUUGAUGCCAGAGGACCUGGCAAUAGCCGCGACGCCCACCGGGGCGCUUAUCGCAAACGACCCCAAUAUGAUGGGCAUGAUAGGUUUACCGGAGCCCAGAUUUAGCUAUCUAGACGUUAAUGUGACAUCAACUUCUGCCUUUGGUCAAAAGAUAAUUUUCAAUCCGCACAUUAUUCUAUUCCAAAAUUUCCCCCAUUUAAAGCAGUUUGUCAAGCCCGCGAUAGAGAGGUCAAUUCAGGAAUGGAUUCACCCAGUAGUGGACCGGUCAAUUAAGUAUGCAUUGACUACAUGCGAGCAGAUAAUCAGAAAAGAUUUUGCUCUGGACCCGGAUGAAGUAAGAAUGCGUACAUGCGCACAUCAUAUGAUGAGAAACUUGACUGCUGGUAUGGCCAUGAUCACUUGUCGCGAACAGAUCAUUACCACCAUUAGCACCAACUUGAAGACUUCAUUCAUAACAGCGUUAAUGCCUUCGACACCACAACAGGAAAUCGUCGAAAGCGCCGCAGCAGUUCUAGCUACUGAAAAUAUGGAACUCGCGUGCGCUUUUAUUCAGAAAACAGCCGUGGAAAAGGCUUUACCCGAACUCGACAAAAGAUUGAUGAACGACUAUGAGAUUAGAAAGAUCGCAAGGCAGGAGGGCAGACGCUAUUACGACCCUGUCGUUCUGUCCUAUCAGACAGAGAGAAUCUCGGAAAGGGUUCGUCUACGUGUUAGCGGUCCCACAGAAAUGCAAAUAUCUGUAUACGAAGAAUUCGCAUGCAAUAUUCCAGGCUUCAUGCCUAUUCGAGAUGCUGGCAUGUUCAUUCCUAGACCAUCAGCACAGGACCAGAUGCCACAGCUGACUUUCAGCCAAGUUAUAAACCCGACUCAGGUGUACGGUGCGGAUGAGAUGACAGCGCUGAUCACCGCUGCAGACAUGUUCCUGGCGAACUCCGUCGGAGUUGCGACCCUCACUGUACAAGCCGGAAACAUGCACUCACUGUUAGAAUGUCUUUACAUUGCGAGGAGGAACCGUGACAUCGUAUCCGGUUGCACUCUUUUGCAGAAGGCCGUGGAAGGUCUGCUCGAUGGACACAUGGUCCAACCCGGCGCCUCCGGUGACCACUUGGAGAUGAUGACACGCUAUCGCGAUAUCCACAUUCGUGUACUGAAACUGUUGGAGGAUGGCCGCGUUUAUGGACAUGCAUGGACAACUAAGCAGAUCACCUGCUGCCUUACAGAGUGCAGGGAAGAUCUCAGAUACAACAUUGAGGCUGUCGACUGCCUCAUCAGAAAUCAUUUGGUUAACUUGCACCAGUACGACAUUGCUAUUGCCCACAUGAUGGACAACGGGGGCAACUACAUGUCCGUGGCGUUUGCAAUGCAACUAGUUCAGCUCUACCUGGUCGACGAUAGGAACAACAUGUUCGUCACCGAGGCGGACUUGUUCCACACAACGGAUAUGCUGGUGCGCAUCAUGACUCACUCGCGACAACAACCUCCGGAGGGGUUGGGAACCCUGAUCGAGAUGCUGCGGGUCAAUCAGGACCCUAGCGCCUAUUUGGGCGAGAGGUCACCUCUUGGCCCGACGGCACACAUUCAUUCUGGAAUUAUGGCAGUUCGUCAAUCACGAGAAUUCGAGGAUCCACCUGGUCUACAAGAGAAAACAGAGAGCCUACUCCGCGAAUGGAGAACAAACCUGCUCAAUCCACUAACUGAGAUAGAGAUCGCACAGAAUUUCAAUCUGUACGUUCAUCGUAUGAAUAUGAACGGCAUAUUGAAGUCGGACGACAUGGUCACUAGAUUCUUCAAGAUUGCCUCUCAGAUGUGCAUCGAGAACGUAUACCAACAACUGAACGAGGAAAGGGUCAACCCACCACAGGUGCCCUCGAAGAAAGAGAAGUUUUACACGAUGUGCGAUUCAUUUAUUAAACUUGUGUCGCUGCUUAUCAAGAAUACAGCUGAGAGCGGUAACCCUACCCCCAAACUGAACCUCUUGAACAAGAUACUCGGUGUCAUCGCCGGCUGGAUACUGCUGGACCACGAGGAGCAGGGCGUCAACUUCCAGCAGCUGCCAUAUCACAGGCUCCUAAUCAUCUUGUUCCUCGACAUGAACAUGGCAGAACCUGUUUUAGAGUCCAUGAAUUACCAGGUACUCACUGCGUUUUGUCACACACUACGCAUUAUACGGCCCAGCAACGCAUCUGGCUUCUGCUUCGCUUGGCUCGAGAUUGUGGCUCAUCGCGCCUUUAUCAACCGCGUGCUGGCAGUCACGCCGCAGCAAAAGGGAUGGGGAAUGUACUCGACACUGCUGAUCGACUUGUUCAAAUUCUUGGAUCCGUUCCUCCGUAACACUGAACUGGCGCCACCCGUCAUGAUGCUGUACAAAGGCACUCUGAAAGUGCUGCUUGUCUUAUUGCAUGACUUCCCAGAGUUCUUGUGCGACUAUCACUACGGUUUCUGUGACGAAAUACCACCCAAUUGCAUUCAGAUGAGGAACCUCAUAUUGUCUGCGUUCCCGAGGAACAUGCGCCUUCCUGAUCCUUUCACGCCCAACCUAAAGGUGGACUUGCUGGCCGAGAUCAACCUGCCGCCGCGUGCCGUCAUCAAUUACACCACUAUCUUGCCAUCGUCGCAGUUCAAGAAGGAUCUCGACGCGUAUCUCAAGGCGCGCGCGCCAGUGACUUUCCUAUCGGAACUGCGCGGUAACAUGCAGGUGUUAAACGAACCAGGCCGCCGUUACAAUAGCCAGCUGAUGAACGCCGUAGUGUUGUAUGUUGGUACACAGGCGAUAUCCUAUAUUCGAUCCAAGGGACAAACGCCCAAUAUGUCCACCAUAGCACACUCGGCUCACAUGGACAUCUUCCAGAACUUCACGGUCGAUUUUGAUUAUGAAGGAAGAUAUUUAUUCCUCAACGCGAUUGCCAACCAGCUGCGCUAUCCGAACAGCCACACACACUACUUCUCUUGCUGUCUACUUUACCUAUUCGCGGAGGCGAACUCGGAAGCUGUGCAAGAGCAAAUCACGAGGAUGCUGCUGGAGAGACUGAUCGUGAAUAGACCCCACCCAUGGGGCCUGCUCAUCACGUUCAUCGAAUUGAUCAAGAACCCUGUCUACAAGUUCUGGUCCCACGAAUUUGUACACUGCGCUCCGGAGAUUAAGAAAUAUUGCAGCUUCAGAUGGCUAUCUACAGUUUAGUAUGAGACACGGAGGUAUUCUCGCCCCGCUGCCGCUGGAUUUAUACGACAGAUAACUGUGUUAACCUAUACACUUUUAAGAAUACUGUCGUAAGAAGAUUUUGUAUGUUCUACUAAUAGAUUAUUUGAGUGAACAUCAAUAUCUUUAAAUUAUAAUAUUUGAUUUUGAUUCUGUUAUUUGACAGAGUAUUGUCAAAAUGAGUAUAGUUCUAGGUAUUAGUUUAUACUGCAUGUAUCUUUUUACCAUGUAAAAAAAAUACAUGAAGCUGAUUCGUAUGAAAUAUGUUAAUUAUCCAGAGAUAUUAUUAUUUUAUAUGAUUAUAUUACUUUAGCCAUUAUCGUCAUAAUCGCGAUAAUAAAAAUAUUUUGUAGGUUUGGAUGCAAUUUUUUAUUGUAUAUUCAUAGUAAAUAUCAGAGCAGAGUCGAUUAGUAUUGAGUGUAAUAUCUUGACGUAUCGUUUUUCUACUUUAUAUAGCUUCAUUGCUCAUUACUUAUUUCAUAAAAGUCAUUCUGUUAAUUGAAUGAUUGUAUUUGUUUGUUAUUUUAACUUGAUCUAUGUCUUUAAGUAGGAAAUGAUAAUAAAGAUCAAAAUGUAAAAGAAGAAACGUCAUUUUAAUAUGACAGUAAAAAUUGAAUUCCAUUUUGUACCUUUUUUUUCACGAGAAACUUAAUAUUAUUAUUAAUUGAAUAAGUGAUUAUUAACAAUGCUCAUCAUUUCA